AUGCUGCAUUUUUUUAGAAACAGCUGCACACUCAGGGAAGGCUUUGUUUUCUAUGGAGCCUACCACGACGACUGGCGAAAUAAGCUCCUGCACAUCACCUUUGUGCCGAUUAUCUUCACGACAGCGUUGAGUUUUCUGGCGCGGGUGAAGGUGACAGAAUUCGUUGACAUGUCGCUGAUCGUUGCUGGGUUGUACGCCGUCUCCUUUAUCAAGACGGAACCCGGUGCGGGGAUUCCGUACGCCGCUUUUAUUUUCAUGAUGCAGUGCGUUGCGUCGCACUUCUUGCUAUCGAGAGUGGCACUUUCUUUUGCACUUCACGUGAGUGGCUGGAUCGCGCAGUUUAUUGCGCAUGGGCUCUUUGAGCGGCGCGCUCCAGCGCUUUUGGAUGAUCCGCUGCAAGCCAUUCAUUCCAGCGUCUUCUUUGUGUGGUUAGAGAUUAUUUUUUACUUUGGAUACAAGCCGAAACUAAAGAGGGAGCUUGACAUGUUGGUGAAACAGAAGAUCGCGCAGUUGGACAAAACGAGAAGUAUUCAGUAA
Molecule: messenger RNA, 537 nt
Organism: Trypanosoma grayi
Lineage: Eukaryota; Euglenozoa; Kinetoplastea; Trypanosomatida; Trypanosomatidae
Exons: 1
Coding region: 1-537 (178 amino acids)
Biological process (GO): sphingoid catabolic process
Cellular component (GO): endoplasmic reticulum
Source: RefSeq, a predicted model, not a curated record